Physella acuta is the source of this 4168-nucleotide messenger RNA. RefSeq lists its product as uncharacterized. Gene Ontology annotation, biological process: signal transduction. NCBI's taxonomy places the organism in Eukaryota, Metazoa, Mollusca, Gastropoda, Physidae. The record is from RefSeq and is a predicted model, not a curated record.
UUCUAUCAAAUAUUGUCUGGCCGUACUAUUUAAAAAAAAAAAUCUUUAUUGCGUGUGGUGUUUUAGUUCAGCCUGUUGUUUAUAUCAAGACAAGCUGCUAGUUGAGGCAAACGUUUUUCUUGGAUGUACUGGAUUAACGUGGAUAUCUUGAUUCAGGAUUAUUGGGAUUAAAAAUAACAAACUCUCCUUUCUGUCAGCGGCUUUGUGCGUUUAGAAGUGUAUUCUGUUCUGGAUAUAACCAAGCAUAAAAAUUGAUUUUUCAAAGACCUGGCAUGCCCCUGACUUCACCUGAUGUCGCACCUGGAAGCUGAUGAGAUCGUUGACCCCACUAGGGAUAUCGUAGUCUGAUACCAGACAUUGUCACUGAUUGUGUAUGGACCUUUAUGUGAGUUGUGGUCCAGUGUAAUGGAGGACAGCCCCCACCAACACGACAUCCCUAUCUGGUUUAACGGUACACAAAGAUGGAUGACGGGUCUGACGAAGCGCACAACUUGUGAUGACAUCAUCUACGCCAUUUUAUACAGCACAGGCCUGCAUGAGUCAGAGUCGACGGACAAUUUCGCGAUUUUUGAGAAAUGGCGGGAAGUAGAGCGCCCCCUAUCGGCUAGGACGAAGAUCUUGAAGAUCUGGGCGACAUGGGGUCAAGAUCAGGCCAGCGUCCAGUUGAGCAUGCGCAGUCUAGACGACUACUUCCUUCCCGGGGAGUCGAGCCUGUACCUGAGGAGUCGCAGGCGUCACCGCAAGACCAGCAGACACAAGGGCAGACACGGCACUAGCUGCAGAUGCCACAACAAGCGUGGCUGUGACGAGUGCUCACGCCUCAAGCCACUGGAGCAGCUGGUCAAGCUAGUGGUCAGCCACGAGAGGAAGAUCCAGUCCAUCAAUGACCGGAUCUACGAGACGGACCGCCUCAUCGACCGUCACGAGUCAAAGAUCCACAACCACCGCGUGCAGCAAAACGGCAUGGACUACGUCCAGAACUCCUACCUCAACAGCCACAGCAGCGAGAGCAGCAGUAGCCUCGACUGCUUCAGUAGCCUUGACCUUCGUGACCUCAGCCAGAUCUUCCCAGAAUCCUCCCAGCACGAGCUGGAGGAGAUCUCGCGCCUGUCUGACGACCUGGCCCACGUGGAGCGCCGGCUGGCCGAGGAGAUGGCCAAGAUACAAGAGAUACAACCGGAAGUCGAACGUUUAUCUGGCCAGCUGGGGCUGGAGUCCGCCAUGGAGGGAGAAACAGACGCAGAGCUAGAGGACACGAGAACGGAGAUGAUCCGGGCGGUGACCUUGCACGUGACCAACGAGUACAACGAGCGGGAGCUGGACAGGAAGAUGGACGUCUGCCUCCACCAGUUGGAGCAGAAGGCGAUCUUUGAGAGCUCGCUUGUUCAGGAGCUGUCACAACUCCAAGAAAGACUCGGGGUCAAGGACAUGACCUUCACGGAAGUCAACUGGCCAUCCAACCAGGAGAGGACCAGUUCAGAUCACCCUAGAAGACCCAGCCAUGUUCUAGAACACUCGCCGCCCCAACACCAGACCAGAACAUUCGCCUCAGCAGGACCCGGCUCAUCCGAACAUUCUAACCUUCCAGAAUAUUCUCCACCUGACCCUUGUGGCCUUGACACAUCUGACGGAGACUAUGUCAACCUGCGGGUCCUGGGAACUGAAUCGCCGGCCAGCGCCGGCCACGUUGCCGGUCGUCCUGCCGGCGGUUUUCCUCAGAAAAAAACCGUGACGUUUUCAGACACGAUAUCAGAACGAUUCCACCCUCCCAGCAUAGACAGUGGUCAGUCAGACGCGCCGGUCUUUGACCCCAGCAGGCCGGUCUUUGACCCCAGCAGGCCGGCCAGAACUUCAUCCAGUGAGACGGCACCAGGGGACACAAGCAGACGACAGCAGCUGAAGGAGGAUGUCGGCAGAGAUGCCCGACCCCCCGUCAGGAGGGCACGGGACGGCAAGCCGCCGCCAAUCAAAGCCAGGUCCAGGUCGGCAGACAGACCGUACGCGCCGCCGCGGGACCCAGGACUGCAACACACGGAGGGUGUCAACAACAGAGUUCCAAGUCUGGCACCGCACAGCGUUCAUGUGGUCAAUCAGUACGGUCUAGAGACAUCGCACCCUACCAGGGGACGCUACUCUACCACCCACGAGCACAACACUGGUUAUCUAUCAGAAACAGAUCCAAUAAAGGUUGCUUCAUUCACGACAAAUACAAAUAUCAGUAACACAUUACAAAGUCAUCCACCGCAAAUUUUUAGACGACCGCAACUUUUGACUACGUCACAGAAAACUGCACAAACUCCAUAUUCAAACACACAAAAUGGCGCGGACUUUGGUCAGCCUAGACCGACAACCUCGCAGUCCGGCGAGAAACAAUUGACACCGGUGCCUAGAAACAACAGCGCCAACUCCGUCACCGGUCAAACACAGCGCCCCACAGGCACGGGGGAUAAUCCACGAGUGAGAACUUUAGUCAACACCGAGCCAGCUGACCAUAGCGACCAGUCGCUAGCCUUACACGGCCGUCCCAGCAACGGGCAGCCCUGCCUGGAUGGUCACGUGUUUACACGCGGCAUUAGCGAGCAGCAAAGGUUGAGGUCAAACACACAGGACAAUGUCCAACAAGUGACGUCAAACGGCCCGAUUGGCAGGCGGCUGACGACGGAUGAACGGACCAGGCUUUACACAAACCGGGAUCAGCUGUGUGUCCACACACCAGCGGCAGUUCAAAAACAGGAAUCUGGUCCGCAGUCUCCUGUUGAUUCGCCCGGCCACCAAAACAAAUCUUUUUUAUCAACACGGGAUAAUACUCAUAGAGGGAGAGAUUCCCACCUCAACCCUCACCCGCAUUCUUCCCGUCCUCUAAAGUCAGAGAGUCAGUUUUCCGGUCAUGGUUUUAUAAAUAGUAGCCAAUCAGAUGAGAGAGAUUUACACAACGUCAACCACAAUUCAAGGUACGUCACUCCAAGCGCGGGGCGAGAAACACAAGGGAAACAACUCACAACAUUGUUCAACGGUCGUCGGGAAUCUAUGGGGGCUAACUUGAGCGACGCAUCGAAAAGUUUAGUGACUGACCGUACCUGGUCAGAAGAUGACGACGUUUUUAUCAUCGAGCCAGCUAACCAUAAGCCUUUAGCAACUCAAAACGGAAUUCAUUUACAAAGUUCAAGGUCAGUUAAGUCUAGCCAUGACGUCAUUAAUCAGUCUAGCGGUCACGUUCAUGCUAAAGAUUUGAACGGAGCACAGGUCGGCGCUGAUAUAUCGGAGCGUGGAGCUUUGUACCAUAUAUUGUCCAAUAAAAUGAACAAAAGUGGGAGCCCCUCCCCCAAAACUCAGUCCUCACCUGUUGGGUUGUCAACACAGCUGGGACAAGUUCCCCUUGGCAACCACCCAAACUUGUCGCAGAACAGUGUCUGGGAACAACCAUCUGAAGACACCAGACCCCAGCGAGCCGGAGACAAACACGGCACAAACAACGGUUCUGCUCUAGUUAAGAACGGCUACUCAGCUCAAAACGGGUUUACAAACUCGACAUCAACACUCCCUAGCGGUCGACAACCACCCCACCCCCACCACGGCCCACACAAUGGCGGAUACCGUUUCGAUCAGGCCAAAUUUCAGCUGGACAGUCGAAAUGGAUUAACCAUGUUCAUCGACUCCCAGACUAGCAAUGAACAGGCACUCAAUUUCUCUCGGAAACCUAACGGAAUAUCUAGCAACGGGGGCGUAAUCAGCCACCAAAACACGUACCCAACUACUGAAAAACACGUUGACAAUCAAUAUCCAAGUAACCACAACUCGUAUUACUACGCCAAAACUCAGGCCUCAGAGAGUCAACACAAUCAGACCAGGUGGUUCAACACAGUUAACCUGAAAGAAAUUCCCGUGUUAAACAACAGAGAUCAGCUAAAACACGUGCAUGCCAGUCUGAUGCCCACUCACAUAGGCGGGCAUGGGAAAACGAAAGUAGAGGACAGCAAUGAUUCAGAUACCGGCCUAAGUUCAAUGCACUCGGAUGAGGCCACAAACAUGGAGACACUGGUUUAGCUGCGGCUAGUCAUUCGGUGUGUGAGUAGAAUAUGGUGCUAUAUGGAGACAAUAUUAUACUAUGACUGGGGACGUGUGUGUGUGGGCAGUCAAUCGGUGUGUGUGGAGCAUCUGGUGCUAUAUG